This is a messenger RNA of Physella acuta, 953 nucleotides long. RefSeq lists its product as uncharacterized. Gene Ontology annotation, molecular function: carbohydrate binding. Lineage: Eukaryota; Metazoa; Mollusca; Gastropoda; Physidae. The record is from RefSeq and is a predicted model, not a curated record.
AUGAAUGACAUUUCACAUAUAAAUGGGGUGGGGGGUGAUCUUGGACUAGAGCCUUAUAUAAGCUUGAAAUACCACAAACUGUUAAUUAACCAUAAAAGUUCAUCUGUGUCAAUCUUAUCAUCACGUGAACAACAGGUGUUCAUUGACAAUAAAAAGAUCUCAGAGCCAAAGAAUCUUCAGUCGUUGAACAACGUGAAAUAUAUCCAAAUACGUGACCAAGUAUCAGUUGAAUGGAUAUACUAUUCGACCAACUUUCCCUCACUGCCACUCUUAACAACGAGGCCCAGUCAUGGAAAGAUUAUCAUCAUCCGUGGUCGUCCCACCAACGGCGUCAAAUUCGCCAUCGCAGUGGAGUGCAAGAGAGACCUGAUUAACGAUGUGGCGCUGUUGUUUGAGGCGGUGCUGAGCACGGACCAUGAAGAAGUACUCAUCAACCACCGAGUCAACGAAGCGUGGGACACAAAUUCGCAGUGCUGCUGCAACGAUAAUUUUCCGUUUGCGAACAACAAGGAGUUCCGGAUGAAACUGGCAAUGAAAGAGCCUACUGCUAAUAUAUUGGUUGACGACAACACGGAGUACCAGAAGACUGACCUUAUGGCCUGCACAGAAGCCUACAUCGUCUGGACGAAUGUGACGGUGACUCAAAUCAUUAUGACUUAAACACUUUGUUACAACGUCGUAUCUUAAAUACUUUGUUACAACGUCGUGUCUUAAACACUUUGUUACAACGUCGUAUCUUAAACACUUUGUUGCAACAUCGUGUCUUAAAUACUUUGUUACAACGUCAUGUCUUAAACACUUUGUUACAACGUCGUGUCUUAAACACUUUGGUACAACGUCGUAUCUUAAACACUUUGUUACAACGUCGUGUCUUAAAUACUUUGUUACAACGUCGUGUCUUUAACACUUUGUUACAACGUCGUGUCUUAAAUACUUUGUUACAACGUCGUGUC